AUGAAAAAUUAGAAUAAAUUAGAGACUCUUUCUAUAUAUCCCAACGAUAGUGAUUCUUAAGAGAUAUAUCCCUUAUAUGACAUAGAGAUAGCAAGAAUUUUUGACACCGAAGACUUUUUAUAAUAAACAUUGUACACUAUAAUUCGACAAUGCUAUGGGUAUAGGAAUUUAACAAGGAUGUGGCCUAAAUUAUCAUAAUAAUAGUUAACUAAAGGUAAGUAUGAGAACUAUUAUCAAAAAAUAAUCAAUAAUCGAAUUUCGAGAUUUCCCUAAUUAAAUUUAUAAGGCAUUCAAUAGAUAGAAGGGAAGCGCUAUAAGAUAGUAUUAUAUUCAGAAUUGAUGUUCAAAUUGCAUCCUUAAAAAAUGUUAUGUUGCAUUUGUGAAAAAGAAAUAUUACUUAGCAUUGUUGAGGAGCAUUCUUAAUUGUGUCUUAAAAAACACAUGCUAAACAAGGACAUUUACGCAUUGUAGGAUAAGAUUUAGGAGUUAUCGGAGGAAAUUAACAAUAAGGAGAUUGAACUUAUAACUAAAAUAAAUUUGUAUAGUAAAUAAAGGAUGUCAGAGAAAAAUUUAAGCCAUUAAAACAGUCCAGUAAUGAGCAGAAGCAAAUAACAAAUUACUCUUUCAAAGUUUGCUCAAUAGAGUGAUUAGAGAUAAAGAGGAAUUUAAAGAGCAAAAACCAUUAACAUUUCAGAAGACAAUAGCAUUAGUGAGUUCCCAACAUUUCAUUAAAGAAAGCCAGGUAGGAAUUUCACUCGCUUGGAGUCGUCUAUGAGCAUGAGUCCAGAUAGCCAAAAAUAAAUAAAAUGUGCUAUAUCUUUACUGAAAGUCACUCAACAAUAUUGCUAAAAAAUAUUAAAAUAGGAUAAUUCAUUUGGUUUAGACAUAGAUGCCAAAUUUUAAUCUUUGAUCAAAUUAGGAUUACCUGAGAUUAACCAUUUGAGCGAUGUAAGCGAAUUAAUGAAGAGAUCCUUAAGUUUAAUUACACAACGAUUGGAAUUAAAUAAGUAAGUCAAUAAGAUUGAUGCUGCUUAAGUAUAAUUGUAAUGUGGAUCUAUUGAAAAAUUAAAGAAAAUCUUCCAAAAAGGAUUAUCAAACUCUUAUAAAUAAGCAGGAACCUCAUUAAUUAGUAGAAAUAAAAAAGGAGUUAAUACUGGAGGCAAAGUGAGAAUUAUGGAUUUAGUGAAACCUCUUAAAUCUAAAUUCAAUCAAAGAUAGUUUAAGGAGGAUUAGGAAGAAUGUUUAUAUCAACAUUAAUAAACUCCAAUUUAAGAAUAGAAAAUUGAUUCUUUAGAAUUCAUCACGUUUUCUCCUUCUGAAGAGAAUGUAAAUUAGAAUACAAACAAAUAAUAAUAAUUAAACAUUCACAUUUAUUCUCAAUAAGAAGAUGAUGACAGUGAUGAUGUUCAAUAGAAUCUGUUCAUUAGAGGGUAUUAUUCUGAUUCUGGAAUCACAUUGCGGAUUCCAUAAUAUACUAAAAAGAUAAUGACAGUAGGAUUAAAAGAUUUUGAAUUUUAAGAGGUAUUAGGAGUGGGAGCAUAUGGAGCUGUUUGGAAGGUUAGAAAAUUAAAAACUAAUGAUGUUUAUGCUAUGAAAGUGAUUGACACUCAAUAAUAAUCUAGUCAGAACUUUUUAGAAACCCUUAAGGCUGAAAGUACUAUCUUUUCAGUUCUUGAAGGAGAUUUCGUUGCAAAAGCUUACUAUUCCUUUAGUCAUUCAGAUUGUUUAUUUUAUGUCCUGGAAUAUGUAAAAGGAGGCGAUUUUGAUAAGAUUCUUAGAAAAUAUGGUGCCUUGGAUGAACCAAUUGCCAAAUUCUACAUUGGAGAAUUGCUCUUGGCCAUUGAGGCUUUACACAAAAAGCAAAUCAUUCACAGAGAUUUGAAACCACAAAAUAUAUUGAUAGAUGGGAAAGGUCACCUAAAAUUAACUGAUUUUGGAUUGUCGGAGAUAGGAAUGAAAUUAUACAUGUAGCAUUCUGAACCUAGCCAAGCUCUUAAAUUACAAUAAUAAUUGGAUAAUAACAUUAAGGAUUUGGUAAGCAGCGAGCCAAAGUCUCCAAGAUUUGAUCAUUGCAUUUCAAUUAAGGCCAGCAAUCAUAAUAAACAUAGAGUUGUUGGCACUCCAGAUUACAUAGCUCCUGAAGUAAUUAGAGGAGAAUCUAUAAGCAACGAAUCCCUUGAUCAAUGGAGUUUAGGUGUAAUCACUUAUGAAUUCUUGGUGGGUAUCCCUCCUUUUAAUGAUGAUACCCCAGAGAAGAUCUUUGAAAAUAUCUUACAAAGGAACAUUACCUGGCCAGAAAUUGGAGAUGGAGAAAAUUAAUUGAGUUUAAAUGCAUAGGACUUUAUUGAGAGAUUAUUGGAUCCUAAUUAUAAGACAAGGAUGACAGUUGAAGAAGCCAAAAAACAUCCCUUUUUUAAGGAUAUCAAUUUCGAUACACUUCGUAAAUAACCAGCUCCAAUCAUACCAGAUAAUGCACCUGACGAUCAACCUUUAUUAUUAAUAAAGAAAUAGAGAGAGAAAGAAAAAUUAACAAAACUACUUCGUGAUACUUCUAGCGAAAACUCUACCAUUUCAAAACUAGGCGUAGAUAACUUAUUAAGGCUUGAUUUACUUGUAGAAAUGAACUAAUAAAAGGCUCAUUAACUAAGAAAAAAAUAUCAUUGA
Molecule: messenger RNA, 2664 nt
Organism: Paramecium tetraurelia
Lineage: Eukaryota; Ciliophora; Oligohymenophorea; Peniculida; Parameciidae
Exons: 3
Biological process (GO): intracellular signal transduction; peptidyl-serine phosphorylation
Molecular function (GO): protein serine/threonine kinase activity; ATP binding
Source: RefSeq, a predicted model, not a curated record